Messenger RNA from Bipolaris maydis ATCC 48331, 507 nucleotides. RefSeq lists its product as uncharacterized. The record is from RefSeq and is a predicted model, not a curated record. Lineage: Eukaryota; Fungi; Ascomycota; Dothideomycetes; Pleosporales; Pleosporaceae.
AUGCAGAAAUACGUCCACAAAUCUUCCGGCGGCCUCGUUGCGCGCGAGAGAGAUCAGAAGAGGACGUAUGCCCAUACUGAUCGCUUGAUCGCUUUGAGUUGCGGCGCAAGCAUCUGGUUAUGCGGUACUGGGCUUAGCACCAUCGGGUUGGCGAUGCAAGACCAAAGCCACAACACCCUGCUAAGAAACUGGCAAGAUCUUGUGGCUGGUCCAGUACAGCAGUCAUCCAGUACAGCCUUGGCGGGAAGCAUAGCCUUGUGCAGCGUUGGGUAUGUGACGGCAUGUAUGGUAGCUUAUCACCGGGAUCCAAAUUUUGUCGCAGUUACGACUGCAGUUUGCGUCGUUGCAGUUUUUGUAGAAGGCUUGUGGAAUGGCCUCAAUGUGAGCCUCAUGGAGAGGCUGGCAGUGGUGAUGCCGUUAGCAAUCAACAUCGGCGUCACCUUGGCGUUGAAUCGUCAAAGAACUCCAAUGUCCCGGAGUGUACGAAUAGUCGACGACAAUGCAUAG